AUUUUCUUGCUAAUUUUUAUCGACCAUUCUUUAUUGUCUUUUGAUUCGUAUCUUCGACGAUUGCGGUUUAGUGUAGUGAGAGAUCGAAAUUGAAUUAAAAAUCGUGCGGAAAAACAAGUAAAUCCCAUAAAUGUGUUAAUUAAACAUUAACGAUAAAGUUUUCUAUUUGUUUGCUAUACAGGCCAACAAAACAUAAAGACUUUACACAAGUUUCAUAAACCAAUGUAAAACCAGAGAGGCAUAAACAAAAUCGUAGAACUAACAAGACACCAAAGCCCGCACCUUUAUCAGCACCCCAUACAACUUCUUUAGAAGCCAAGUUGUCUAUCUUUUUUUAUAAAAAACAAAAACUAGCAAAGGAACAGAAAACUUAAUAAAUCAACAGACGCCAGACAUACCCUCCCGUCAAGCAAAUUAUUAACAACUUUUUUUUCUCGAGAACUAAACUUUACUUAAAUGUCACAACAUUCGAAGAAGGACAAGGAUACGAGACAAAGAAAAAAUGUAGACAAUUCCCAUAAACAAAAGACCGGCAAUAACAAUAGUACGUCCUCCUCUUCUUCUGCAACGUCCAACUCCAACUCUGCAAAAAAAGAAACACCAACCAAAAAACAUCAACCACAGCAGCAUCAGCAACAACAACACCCCAAAAAAGUUAACAACGGCAAUUUACCUUUAAGCAUGAAACAAACCAAGAACAACAACAACAAACAACUAAAGGAAAAACUCAAGGCCGAACGUGAAGCUUUAGUAUUAUGGAGACAUCCAAUACAAACAUUGUCAUAUUGUAGUUUAGAAAUAGUUGAACUUGUUAAGACUUUAGGAAGAAAAUUAAUUCAAAGAAAAAUUUGGAUUGGUGUAUUUGUAGUGUUAGCUAGUUUUAUAGCUAUAUUAUAUCACAUACCCGGACCUCAUCAAGUUCUAUUUGAAUUCUUAAAACAGAAUACCUGGUUUGUGGUCUAUUGGACCGGUUUGGGUAUACUGUCAUCGGUGGGCUUGGGCACGGGACUGCAUACGUUUCUGCUGUACUUGGGUCCACACAUAGCCAGUGUGACGCUGGCUGCAUAUGAAUGUAAUUCAUUGAAUUUCCCAAAACCACCAUAUCCCGAUGACAUUAUUUGCCCUGAGGAACCCUAUGACAAACAGGUGCCAAAUUUAUGGACCAUCAUGUCCAAGGUACGUUUGGAGGCUUUCCUAUGGGGUGCUGGCACUGCUCUAGGAGAACUGCCACCAUAUUUUAUGGCCAAGGCUGCCCGUUUGUCGGGCUACGAUCCAGACGAUGCUGAGGAAUUGGCUGAAUUUGAGGCACUUAAGGCAAAACGAAAUCAAAAAGAUUUAAGUCUCAUGGAUCGGGGAAAACUGUUUAUGGAACGUGUUGUGGAGCGCAUUGGUUUCCUGGGUAUUUUGGCAUGUGCUAGUAUACCCAAUCCCUUGUUCGAUUUGGCUGGUAUUACCUGUGGUCACUUUUUGGUACCAUUCUGGACAUUCUUUGGUGCUACGCUAAUUGGCAAGGCCAUUGUUAAAAUGCACAUACAAAAGGUCUUUGUCAUCAUUGCCUUUAAUGAGGUACUCAUUGAGCGGGCUGUGGAUACCUUGUCGGUGAUACCUGUAGUGGGCAAGAAGUUACAAGAACCCUUUAAGGCAUUUUUGAAUAAUCAAAAAAUGCGUCUGCAUCGUCAACGUAAUUCUGCCCCGGCGGAGGCCGGCAAUUUGCUGUCGAAAAUCUUUGAAACUUUUGUCAUUGGCAUGGUGUGCUAUUUUGUGGUGUCCAUCAUUAAUUCGCUGGCUCAGAGCUAUCACAAACGUCUCAACAAACAUAGAACCAACAGUAACAGCACCACACCCAGCUCCCACAAUGCACCCUCGCCGACGACUGUUGUCAGCAAGAAAACCAAAAAGGCUGCACUAAGAGAAUAAUUUCUUUAAUUUCUUUUUUUGUAUUUGUUAUAGAAAUAUUUCUAAGGGAGCUUGUUUUCUUAGUUGUGUUGAAUGGCUUUCUUUACGACUCCCCGCUUUUUUCCCCUUUCUUCUCAGUGGGUUCUCAAUGGGAACCAUAAAAAUGUGUGUAAUUUUCUUCAAAAAACAAACAUUUCCUUUAGCAAAAUUUAUUCCUAUUUUUUUUGUAAUUAGUUUUUCUUAAAAAAUGUAUGCAAAGACGAUUAUGAUGAUGAUGAAGAUCCAGAAGUCUGUCACUUGGUUUUUGGGUGAAUGUGUAGUAGAUUUAUUACCAGAAAUAAUUUAUAAAUGAAGGCUAGUCUUAAAUAAUAAAUAAAUAAAUUAAUUGAUUGAAAGGCAACAAGUAAUGAAUAAAAUUAUACAAAAAGAACAUAAGAAAAUUAAUUAAAAUUAAUAAAACAAAAGACAAGGUUUACACAAAGAGACAAAAAAUGAAAUGAAAUCGAAAUAAAUUAAAGAAAUCCGAAUUAAAUGAUAAUAAAUUAUGAAACAACAAAUAAACAAUAA
Musca domestica (house fly) is the source of this 2463-nucleotide messenger RNA. Its product is annotated as vacuole membrane protein 1-like. The record is from RefSeq and is a predicted model, not a curated record. The transcript is spliced from 5 exons. Bases 457 to 1917 code for a protein of 486 amino acids. NCBI's taxonomy places the organism in Eukaryota, Metazoa, Arthropoda, Insecta, Diptera, Muscidae.